Molecule: messenger RNA, 1851 nt
Organism: Anopheles marshallii
Lineage: Eukaryota; Metazoa; Arthropoda; Insecta; Diptera; Culicidae
Gene: Ndc1
Product: nucleoporin Ndc1
Biological process (GO): nuclear pore organization
Cellular component (GO): nuclear pore transmembrane ring
Molecular function (GO): protein-macromolecule adaptor activity
Source: RefSeq, a predicted model, not a curated record
AUGCAAGCGAACUUUCAAUCCGCGCGCCCUUUGUUUUUCCCCGGCAUCAAACAAGUAAAUUCUGGAGUCGCUAUUUUUCGUCAUUUAUUCUGCAAUUAGAAACUACAGACGCCGGGAAUGGAUCCGGUCGGUUCGAAAGAUUUGGCUUUUCGUAAAAUCUGCACAGAGCGUUUCAUCUUGUCGAUAUGCUACAGCCUGUUGCAACAGUAUUUGCUAGUGACGAUAUUUCUGCUGUUUAUCAACUUCAGUAUCCUGCACCCCAUAAGCUGGAUCAUCGGAACAGUGCGCCUGCUUGUCUCGUUCUAUCCCUGGAUUGCUUCGGUUCCGCUGGCUGUAGCCGUGACCGUACAUGGAAUAGUGUUGGCUAAAUCGUGCCUAUUAGAAUCACGGUACCAUUCAACGUACUUUCUCAAAUUGUAUCGUGACCUCAUACAACGGUCGGUACUUUUACUCACAAACGGAACCAUCGGGUGCUUGACCGCUUGGUUAUACACACGAUUUUUGCGAGACGAUUAUCGGCUUUUGUUCUUGACUUCCGAGCAAGAUGAGUCUGAGUUUCUCAACGACCGUUUCAUUUAUUUGCUAAUGAGUGGAGUGUUCAGUGGAAGUUAUUAUUUUGUAAGGGAACAACCAAACCCGGGUGCAGUAGAUUUCCCGAUCAUUCUUCUACCAAAAGUGGCACAAUAUUGGAACAAUCUAAGCAGUGUUUUAACGAAAUCGAUGCGAAAAUCAGUUGUGGGCAUGUUUAUUUACAUGAGUUUCUACUACACAUUUUCCUGUCUAUUUAGACAAAAACUGGCUUCUCUUGGAGGAGUAAAACUCUAUUGUGACUCUACUUUGUACAGUUUCUGCAAUAUCGUGAUGGAUAUUCGACUGUUGGUGUACACCUGGCUAUUUUCAACCCUAAUUCUGAGCAACAUACAUCUGAUGCAUGUACUGUUUCGUAUUUUUCUAACCGAACCCCAAAACUUCAACCUUGAGACAAGCAUUUUUCAAACAAAUGAUGAACCUCUACUCGCGGACGCCUUGGCCUAUAAGCAAAUUCCAAUUGUACAGCAACUGGCAAGUGAAGAUCUGUAUACUAUGUCCGAAGCACAAGACAGCAUUCGACGUAAACAAUUGUUCGCGUUGACAGUGCCUGGAGGUCAUCCCAAUAAUUGGAGGAGGGUAUACGAAGUGUGCAUGAAGUUGAUUGGGGAUUUUACACAGGAGUUGAAUUACUCGAUUGACGGGAUCGAGCCGAAACCUGCACCACCUAUGGUUUUGAUGGGAGGAGUUCUGCGCCCAACGGCAUCGAUGGACAAAGAGAACUUCAUGAAGAAGCAGUACAACCAAAACUUUGGUAUUCGCAGCUUAUCAACACCAACGUUGGCCACCCCAAACGGGACUUCCGAAAGUCAUGCAAAAUCUCACGGCAAGGCGGUGGAUCAAGUCAUCUCGUUAGUCAUGGCGGUGAAGCGUAUACCUGGAUAUGAUUUCCUGUUCGUCGAAUCUAAAUCAGCCAAAAGCUACUAUCUGCUCUCCAUUCAAUCACAACUGAUAGCGAAAGUAACGCAAAGCUUGGUAGCUAUUGCCAGCCGUUCUCUUGCCGAGGACACGUACGGUGUUUUGCAAACCGAUUUACCAUGCAUCGUCCAUACGUUGUUGGAAUUGAAAAAGGUCGUCGAUAAAAUCGGUCUAAUCAAUUUGGAUGUCAAGAGAGUCGAUCGGAACUAUAUCGCCCUGAAAGGUGCUGUAAAGAAAAGUCUGUACAGAUUUACCACAGCAUUCGGACCGUACAUUAAGCAUCUUGUAAUCGAACCAGAAGAUGUAAAGGCGCUACAGGCUUUCGUGAACUUCCGUGAAGUUUGA